AUGUACGCUAAAAUUGAGACGGAACGUCUUAUGUACAUUCAUCACAAUCAAUCCAAACUUCGAGUGGAUAAUUACAUUCAUUUGCAAGAUGCCAUAAAUAGUAAUAUUGAUGUAAAUCCAAAUGAAUUAGGACGUGCUAUAAUACUACCAGCAACAUUCACCGGUAGUCCACGCCAUAUGCAGGAAUAUACGCAAGAUGCUAUGGCAUAUGUGCGAUCUUAUGGUAGACCUGAUCUAUUCAUUACGUUUACAUGUAAUCCAAAGUGGGAGGAAAUCACUAGCGAAUUAUCUUGCGGGCAAACAUCAGCACAUCGACACGAUAUAACAGCACGUGUCUUCAAGCAAAAAUUAAAAUCUUUAAUGGACUUCAUUGUAAAGAUGCAUAUUUUUGGAGAAACACGAUGUUGGAUGUACUCAGUCGAAUGGCAAAAGCGCGGUUUGCCGCACGCCCACAUUUUAAUAUGGUUAGUUGAAAAAAUUACACCUAAUCUCAUUGAUAGUGUAAUUUCAGCUGAGAUACCUGAUCCCAACAAUGAUCCUCAAUUGCAUGAUAUUGUAAUAAAAAAUAUGGUUCAUGGUCCGUGUGGAACCAUUAAUCCAAAUUCUCCAUGCAUGGUGGAUGGAAAGUGCACUAAGAAGUAUCCACGGCAGUUGCUUAAAGAAACUAUAUCGGGUAUUGAUGGCUAUCCGCUUUAUCGGCGACGAUCAGUGGAAGAUGGUGGUAAAAGAACUACAGUGAAGGCCCGCAACAUCGACGUUGAUAUUGAUAACCGCUGGAUAGUACCAAAUGAUUCGUUUGCCAAAACUUUGCUUUAUGCUGAAGUCCCAACAUACUUUACUUGGAACGCAUCAUCAAAAAAAUUCCAACGCCGUAAGCAAGGAAAAGCAGUUGAAGGAUGGGAAAAUCUUUAUUCCACAGAUGCUAUGGGUAGGAUAUAUACGGUUCAUCCUCAGAAUGCAGAAUGCUUCUAUUUAAGAAUGCUUCUAAUAAACGUUCGUGGACCAACAUCAUUUGAAAAUUUGCGCACAGUGGAUGGCCAAAUAUGUGCAACGUAUCGUGAGGCGUGUCAAAAAUUGCAAUUGCUGGAAAACGAUGAUCAUUGGGAAACGACACUUGCGGAAGCUUCGGCAACAAGGCAUCCACGCCAAUUAAGAGCAUUGUUUGCAAUUAUAUUGGUUACUUGCUCACCAUCUAAUCCGAAACUACUUUGGGAUAAAUUCAAGGAGGAUAUGGCGGAAAAUAUAUUGCAUCAACAUAGAGCAGAUAAUAAUGAUCCAGCACUAGAAUUUUCGGAUACAAUUUUUAAUGAAUGCUUAAUUUUACUAGAAGACAGAUGUAUGGAAAUUAAAAAUAAACAUCACAUUGAAGUUGGAAUGGUCGCCCCAAUUCGUCCUAUUAGUGAUCCAUAUGAAAGAGAUUUACUUCGAGAAACCGAUUACCAUCCACAAGAAUUGGAAAUUUACCUGGGAGAAAAUUUGCCAAAGUUGCAACUUGAACAAAAAAAUAUCUACGAUUAUGUAAUGGAUGCUAUAAUAAACCAAACCGGUGGUUUACAUUUCAUAGAUGCACCCGGUGGAACAGGAAAAACAUUUCUAAUUUCACUAAUCUUAGCCAGCGUCCGGUCUCAAGGUAAUAUUGCGUUAGCUAUUGCAUCUUCAGGAAUUGCCGCAACGCUUUUGGAUGGUGGCAGAACAGCACACUCUGCACUGAAAUUACCAUUAAAAUGGCAAUUUUCUGAGGAUUACACAUGCAACAUCAGAAAGAACUCAUCAAUGGGUAAAGUUUUACAAACGUGCAAAAUCAUAGUAUGGGAUGAAUGUACCAUGGCACAUAAAAAAUCUUUAGAAGCCCUUAACCGCACUUUACAGGAUUUGCGGAACAACACCAAUUUAUUUGGAGGUGCUUUUAUUCUACUAGCUGGAGAUUUUCGUCAAACUCUACCUGUCAUUCCGGGUUCAACACCAGCAGAUGAGCUGAAUGCAUGUUUAAAAUCUUCUUUCCUUUGGAGUCAUGUUAAAACGCUUAAAUUAACUACAAAUAUGCGUGUAGCUCUUGAAAACAAUACACCAGCUUUACAAUUUUCUAAUCAAUUGCUAGAUUUAGGAAAUGGAAAAAUGCCAGUCAAUCCAGCAACAAAUUGCAUUACAUUUCCACCCGACUUUUGUAAAAUGACACAAUCUAUUGAAGAUCUGAUUAUUUCCAUAUUUCCAAAUAUUGACCGCAAUUUCAAAAAUACGCAAUGGUUAUGUGAACGUGCAUUAUUGGCUGCUAAAAAUGUUGACGUUAACUAUAUAAACAACAUUAUCCUGAAUAGAAUCGGUGGAAGUAUAAAAACAUAUAAUUCCAUCGAUACCGUAAUGGAGGAAAUGAUGUCGUCAAUUAUCCGAUUGAAUUCCUAA
Messenger RNA from Musca vetustissima, 2400 nucleotides. RefSeq lists its product as uncharacterized. Gene Ontology annotation, biological process: DNA repair; telomere maintenance. NCBI's taxonomy places the organism in Eukaryota, Metazoa, Arthropoda, Insecta, Diptera, Muscidae. The coding region runs from base 1 to 2400 and encodes 799 amino acids. The transcript is spliced from 2 exons. The record is from RefSeq and is a predicted model, not a curated record. Gene Ontology annotation, molecular function: DNA helicase activity.